UUUCACAAUGUCUAAAGUUAUAGAUGAAGUGGCAAUAGAGCAUAACAUUUUUUUCGAUACAUUCUUUUGUUUGUCAUGUUGUGGAUUAUGGAAACCAACUACAUCAAAGCCUCGUUGGUUUCAUUUAUGUUAUAACCUUUAUAGAAUUUACGUUUCCAUCGUCAUUGGUCUGAUGGCCAUUGGACCGCUUACGGACAUGUUGACAACAAGUAACAAUAAUUUUGCUGAAAUCAUGGGAAACUGGUGCUUUGUAGCUACAGUUACUGACACGUGGUUGAAUAGUAUGAACGUGAUGCUCAGGAGGAAACAAAUUAUGUAUGUCUUAAAAACAAAGGUACUUAUAGGGCGUUGGACAAGUUUGCGGGAUGCUGAAGAAAAUAGAAUUAUAGAGGAUUCCAAAAAUGUGGAACAAAAAAUAUUGAGAUAUUGGAUGUGUAUAGUGAUAGUCAAUGGAAUACUGAACAUUCUUAAUCCAAUAAUCGGUGACAAUCCAGAUAAUAAUUUAGUAUGGAAAAGUUGGGUACCUUGCGAUAGAAGCGUAUCUUCUUGCUUUUGGAUUUGUUGGGCGCAACAAGCGGUCACUUACAUGAUCGGCAGUACUGCCCACGUGUCUGCAGGUGCCAUUGCUCUCAAUUUCUUGGAAAGAAUAUGCUCCCACUUUCGAAUACUUCAACACAGAUUGACGUUGUUGCCUGAUCUCGUGCAAAAUGGGGUAUUGAGUACUGCUGAGGAUGAGCUACUUUAUUUAAUCGAAUGUAUUCAUGACCAUCAGAAUAUUUAUUCUACUGCAAGAGAAAUAAGCAGAAUAUUCUCCGCUGUUAUUUUUGCAUACUUUGUAAUAAUUUUCUUCAUUUUAUGCACAAAUAUAUAUGUUUUGUCGAUCCUACCGGUGUUCACUAGUGCUUUCAUGGCAAUUGGCAUUUUCCUGUGCUGCAUGAUGUUACAAUUCUUUCUAUUUUGUUGGUGGGGAUAUAAAUUAACAGAAACAGGUAAUGAGACUUGCUAUACGAUUUUUUCAAUGAAUUGGCUGGAGCUUCGAAAAGAAACUAGAAAGCGCCUACGUUUUAUUAUGUUAUAUACAUCUAAAAGCAUUCCAUUAUUCAAUAACUUCGUAGCAGAACUGUCACCAGAAAUGUUUUUAAAGAUGCUAAAAACGUCAUACUCUGCAUUUAAUUUAUUGCAAGCACAAAGCUAGAUUGUUAUAAAAACCUAUUUUCUCCUCAAGUUAAUGCAGUUUUGUGUAGUAGACCAAACAGUACGCGAGUGAUA
Phymastichus coffea is the source of this 1269-nucleotide messenger RNA. Its product is annotated as putative odorant receptor 92a. The coding region runs from base 8 to 1195 and encodes 395 amino acids. Gene Ontology annotation, cellular component: plasma membrane. The record is from RefSeq and is a predicted model, not a curated record. Gene Ontology annotation, molecular function: odorant binding; olfactory receptor activity. The transcript has 5 exons. Gene Ontology annotation, biological process: sensory perception of smell; detection of chemical stimulus involved in sensory perception of smell. Lineage: Eukaryota; Metazoa; Arthropoda; Insecta; Hymenoptera; Eulophidae.